Molecule: messenger RNA, 456 nt
Organism: Cucurbitaria berberidis CBS 394.84
Lineage: Eukaryota; Fungi; Ascomycota; Dothideomycetes; Pleosporales; Cucurbitariaceae
Exons: 1
Coding region: 1-456 (151 amino acids)
Source: RefSeq, a predicted model, not a curated record
AUGUCUAUUGUACGACCUCGGAUCCGGUGUAAGAUCACUUUGCGCGUCCCCACGACGCGUACAUAUAACACCGUCCGCUCACCCACUACGGACUUUGAACUUCAAACAAAGCCCAAACACCGAGUCGCAAAGAUAGUCACCGACCUUGCACAUCAGCUUACAAUACCAAAUUUCAACGAGACUUCUUAUUCCAACAAUCGCCAAUAUGCCCAACUUCCACCCCUACUUCCCGCGCCCACGCUACACAUCUCCCACCUCCUCAUCACCAAGCACACCUCAAAUCUCUACCCCCUCCUCGCCCUCGUUGCAGCCACAGCAAGCGCCCAGUCAGCAACCACAGCAGCAGCAACAGUCCUCAUCCCAGACUGCUGCGUAACUGAAACUACAACAACCGUCACCGUCUUGGAACAAAAAGAUCUCAGCGCAUACUUCAGGCGUUUAGGCGGGUGCGAGUAG